Messenger RNA from Girardinichthys multiradiatus, 7233 nucleotides. It is a transcript of the gene cacna1fa, whose product is annotated as calcium channel, voltage-dependent, L type, alpha 1F subunit a. Gene Ontology annotation, cellular component: membrane; voltage-gated calcium channel complex. Gene Ontology annotation, biological process: calcium ion import across plasma membrane. Gene Ontology annotation, molecular function: high voltage-gated calcium channel activity. NCBI's taxonomy places the organism in Eukaryota, Metazoa, Chordata, Actinopteri, Cyprinodontiformes, Goodeidae. The record is from RefSeq and is a predicted model, not a curated record.
AAAACGAUUUUGUUGCCAUGCAGUGGAUUUAAUUUGAUUUUUAUUUUUAUUUUCGGGGCUGCAAGCAGGGACAGCACAGAACCGCAUGCGCAUAUAAAAUGAGUGGGCGCAGGUUUUUUUCUAACCUCUUGAAGGUUUUCCUAAUUUAACAACAAACUAAGGAGACCCCGUUUGGGGUCAGGAUUUAUAUCUGUGAUCCUUUGCGCAUCACAGAAAUCCUAAAGAGUUGAUGGUGUGUUACUUUAGGUGACUGCGUUCUUUGGACCUGCGGAUAUGGACGGAGCAAAGAAAGAUGCCCUACCAGUGGACGAUGUGGGCAAAUCAGACACCCUCGGUUCAACUGGCUCAGCCAGAAAACGGGGAGGGGGGGCCAAAAAGGCGAUGCAGGCCAACAAGUCUGCCCUCAGGGCCCCCCGAGCCCUCUGCUGCCUCACUUUAAGCAACCCCAUCCGCAUGGCGGCACUGGCCCUGGUGGAGUGGAAAUAUCCUUUUUUUCAGCCUUUUGAUAUCUUCAUUCUUCUAGCUAUUUUUGCCAACUGUGUGGCCAUGGGGGUCACAAAGCCAUAUCCGGAUGAUGAUUCCAACCGUACCAACCACCAGCUUGAAAGAGUUGAAUAUGUCUUCCUCGUCAUCUUCACCAUUGAGACCUUCACCAAGAUUCUUGCCUAUGGUUUAGUCAUGCACCCCAGCGCCUACAUACGCAGCGGCUGGAACCUGCUGGAUUUCGUUAUUGUCAUCGUCGGGUUGUUCAGUGUGAUGGCGGAGGGCAUGACGGAUCAUAAGCCCGGAGAGGCCCACCAUGCUGCAGGAAAACCUGGAGGUCUGGAUGUGAAAGCUCUCAGAGCCUUCAGGGUGCUGCGACCUCUUCGGCUUGUAUCUGGCGUGCCGAGUUUACAGAUUGUGUUGAACUCCAUCAUGAAGGCCAUGGUCCCACUGCUCCACAUCGGCAUGCUUGUCAUGUUUGUCAUCAUAAUCUACGCCAUCAUUGGUUUGGAGCUUUUCCUUGGCAGGAUGCACAAGACGUGCUUUGACACCAGCACAGGUCUCAUGGUGGAGGACGAUCCGUCACCGUGUGCUUUUGCAGGGGUCGGCCGCUUAUGUGUCACCAAUGGGACUGAAUGCAAGGGAAAGUGGGAGGGACCAAAUGGUGGCAUCACGAACUUUGACAACAUUUUCUUUGCCAUGCUCACAGUUUUCCAGUGCAUCACUAUGGAGGGUUGGACAGAUGUGCUCUACUGGAUGAACGACGCCAUUGGACAUGAUAUUCCAUGGGUUUACUUUGUUUCUUUAGUCAUCUUCGGAUCAUUUUUCAUCAUCAACCUCGUUUUGGGUGUAUUGAGCGGAGAGUUCUCUAAAGAAAGAGAGAAGGCCGUCGCACGUGGAGAGCUGCAGAAAGCUCAGGAGAGCAAGCAGAUGGAGGAGGACAUGAUUGGCUACAUGGACUGGCUUAUAGAAGCCGAGGAUGUGGAUGAAGAAGGAAACAAACGUGCUGCAAUUGCAAAGAAAAAGAUGAUGAAAAAGUUUGGUUGGUACAAACACAGCGAGGAUGGAGGAGAGUCGGACUCUGAUGAUGACAUCGCAUACCUCGACGAUGAUCAUGGUUUCUGUGCUUCUCUCAUGGCGAGGAUGAUGGCCAAUAGCUUCUGUGACCAGUUGUGCCAGCUGAACCAUACAAUGAGAAAAAACUGCCGCGUUGCAGCGAAGACCGCAAACUUCUACUGGUUGGUGCUGCUGCUGGUGUUUCUCAACACGGUGGCCAGCGCCUCGGAGCAUUACGGUCAGCCCACAUGGCUCACAGAAAUGCAGGAGCGAGCCAAUAAGAUCCUGCUGCUGCUCUUCACCUUGGAGAUGUUGAUGAAGAUGUAUGCCUUUGGUCUUCAGAUCUACUUCAUGGCCCUGUUCAACCGCUUCGACUGCUUCGUGGUGUGUGGCGGCAUUCUCGAGACGCUGCUUGUAGAGAUGGAUGUCAUCCCACCUAUUGGCAUCGCUGUGCUGCGCUGCAUCCGACUGCUCAGGAUUUUCAAGAUGACCCGGCACUGGGCUGCCCUCUCCGAUCUGGUCACCUCACUGCUCAACUCCAUGAAAGCUAUCUGCUCCCUCCUACUGCUGCUCUUCCUCUUCCUCAUCAUCUUCGCCUUGCUGGGGAUGCAGUUGUUUGGAGGGAAGUUCAACUUUGAUGAGACUCAGAUGAAGAGAAGCACAUUUGACUCCUUCCCUCAGGCUCUGUUAACAUGUUUCCAGAUUCUCACCGGAGAGGACUGGAACGCCGUGAUGUACGAUGGCAUCAUGGCAUAUGGAGGGCCAAUCUUCCCUAACAUGGUGGUUUGCAUUUACUUCGUCAUCCUCUUCGUCUGUGGUAACUACAUCCUGCUCAAUGUCUUCUUGGCUAUUGCUGUGGAUAACUUGGCAGGAGGUGGUGAAAAGAAAACAGUAGAGGAAAAAAAGGAAGAAGAAGAGGAGUGGGAUGAGGACGAGGAGAAGGAGGACGAAGAUGCAGGGAAUGAGGAGGAUGACUGGCAGGAAAACGAGGAGCUGAGAGCCAUUGAGGGUCUGGAGGGUGUUGCACCAUUAAAGCCAGAGUUCUCUGGCCCCAAAGAGAAGAUCGUGCCAAUACCCGACGGAAGCUCCUUCUUCAUUCUUGGAAAGAAAAACUGUUUACGAGUUGCCUGCCACAACCUCAUUCACCACCCCUACUUCACCAACUUCAUCCUCAUCUUCAUCAUCCUUAGCAGCAUCUCACUUGCUGCCGAGGAUCCCAUCAAAUCCCACUCAUUCAGGAACAUCGUGCUCGGAUACGCCGAUUAUGUCUUCACUUCAGUUUUCACGGUGGAGAUCAUCCUGAAGGUAACAGCUGACAGAAUUAAACUGAACAAACCAGAGCCUAAAAAAGCUGAGCUAACCUUGUGUCUAUGCUCCUUCUUUCUCGUCUAGAUGACGGUUUAUGGAGCUUUUCUUCACACCGGCUCCUUCUGCAGAAACGCCUUUAACCUCCUUGACCUGCUUGUUGUCAGUGUGUCGCUCACGUCUUUCUUCUUGCAUUCUAGUGCGAUCUCCGUGGUAAAGAUUCUCCGAGUUCUCCGAGUGCUCAGGCCUCUCCGAGCCAUUAAUCGAGCCAAAGGACUGAAGAAUGUGGUGCAGUGUGUCUUUGUGGCGAUUCGCACCAUCGGCAACAUCUUGAUUGUCACGACUCUCCUUCAGUUCAUGUUUGCUUGUAUUGGAGUUCAGCUUUUCAAGGGCAGAUUCUACAGCUGCACAGAUGAGGCUAAACACACCCCAGACGAGUGCAAGGGAACGUUUGUGGUGUAUAAAGACGGGGACAUGAACCACCCCAUGGUCAGAGAGAGGAUCUGGGAAAACAGUGACUUCAACUUUGACAAUGUGCUGAUGGGAAUGUUGGCUUUGUUUACUGUAUCAACGUUUGAAGGUUGGCCUCAGCUCCUGUACCGCGCAGUGGACGCCAACGCCAUAAACCGAGGCCCUAUUUACAACUACCGAGUCGAGAUCUCCAUCUUUUUCAUCAUCUACAUCAUCAUCAUCGCUUUCUUCAUGAUGAACAUAUUCGUUGGUUUUGUCAUCAUUACUUUUCGAGAGCAAGGAGAGGCUGAGUUUAAAAACUGUGAACUUAACAAGAAUCAAAGGCAGUGUGUGUAUUAUGCACUGAAAGCUCAGCCAAUAAAGAUUUACAUCCCAAAAAACCCAUCCCAGCUGAAGUUCUGGAAAGUCAUCAACUCCAGCCAGUUUGAAUAUAUCAUGUUUGUGUUGAUUUUGGGAAACACCCUCACUCUGGCUAUUCAGCAUUAUGAGCAGUCGAAACUAUUCACCUCCAUCAUGGACAUUCUCAACAUGAUCUUCACCGUGGUUUUCACGAUAGAGAUGGUCAUCAAGCUGAUGGCUCUUCGCGCUCAUCAUUAUUUUAUCGAUCCCUGGAAUUCAUUCGACGCGCUGAUCGUUGUAGGCAGCGUCUUGGACAUUGCAGUGUCUGAAUUUAGUGGCGGAGGCGGCCACGGAGAGGGUGGUGGGAAAGGAGAAAGCGGAAAAGUGUCCAUCACGUUCUUCCGUUUGUUCCGAGUGUUGAGGUUGGUCAAGCUGCUCAGCAAAGGAGAGGGCAUUCGAACUCUUCUCUGGACUUUUGUCAAAUCCUUGCAGGCUUUGCCUUACGUUGGCCUCCUCAUCGCUAUGAUCUUCUUCAUCUACGCUGUGAUUGGCAUGCAAAUGUUUGGGAAAAUAGCUGUCGAUGACGACACAGACAUCAACAGAAACUGCAACUUCCAGACGUUCUUCAUGGCGGUUCUGGUUCUUUUUAGGUGUGCCACUGGAGAGCAGUGGCAGCAGAUCAUGCUGGGCGCCCUGCCUGGCAGACGCUGUGACCCAGAGUCUGACGUUGAGCCCGGUGAAGAGUUCACCUGCGGGAGCAACUUGGCCUACCUUUACUUCAUCAGCUUCUUCAUGCUCUGCGCUUAUCUGAUCAUCAACUUGUUCAUUGCUGUCAUCAUGGACAACUUUGAAUAUCUUACAAGAGACUGGACAGUGUUGGGGACUCACCACCUGGACGAGUUUAAGAGAGUUUGGUCUGACUACGAUCCAGAAGCCACAGGUCGCAUCAAGCACAUCGACGUAGUCACUAUGUUGCGCAGGAUUCAGCCACCUCUUGGCUUUGGAAAGCUGUGCCCUCAUCGUGUUGCUUGCAAAAGACUGGUGGCUAUGAAUGUGCCCCUUCACCCUGAUGGGACUGUCACUUUCAACGCCACUCUGUUUGCUCUUGUCCGAACUUCACUCAAGAUCAAGACUGAAGGCCCUGUUGAUAAGCAGAAUGAGGAGCUGAAGAUUAUCAUUAAGAAGCUGUGGAAGCACACGAAGCCUAAACUCAUUGAUGAAAUCAUUCCGCCCCCUAGAGGGGACGAGGUGACUUGUGGAAAGUUUUAUGCCAGUUUCCUGAUUCAAGACUACUUCAAAAAGUACAGAAAGAGAAAAGAGAGAGAAAGAAAAUCCAAGAAGAAGGACAAGGCUGCUGCACUGCAGCAAGGGCUGCGGACGCUGCGGGAUCUGGCUCCAGAGAUGCGUCUGGCGAUGGCUUGUGACCUAGAGGAAGAAGAGGCCACAGAAGGAGAGAUGACAGGCGAUGAGGUAUUUGACAGCGAGCACGGGACCUCUGCAAACCCCACGCCUGCCAGCACUCCGAUGCCGCCCCUGGACAUGCUGGUGGAGCAGACAGCUGUGAUCAUCGAACCCAUGCCUAGGGUCGCCAAUGGAGAUGUGAUCACCAAGCAGGUGGAGGCCUUGCAGGAGCACCUGAGACCAGGAUCAGAGCUGGCAGGUUUCACAGUUGUUACAGAGCAACCUGGAAGGUCCGAACCCCUUCCCAUCAGCGAAUCGCCUCUUCCUCCGCCUCCACCAGAGAUAUCAGCAGAAGAAGACUUUCUCCUCAAAGAUGCACUCGUUCCAACUCAAAGUGAAGCACCUGAACAGUUUUACAAGCGUGAGGCAUAUGCUACACAUUUAACAUCAAUAGAUGGGUUUGAGUAUCCAGAGGCAGUUUCUCCUGUACCAACUGAGACAGGAGACAAUGGUCAGACUUUUGACAGAGAUAGCAGCAUAGGAGAAAUACCCUAUGGAGCUCCUGACCCCAAUGGCUUCAUCGGCAGUGAAAACAACAUGAACGGAGGGAGCACCGCUGUCAGCCCCACUCCCUAUGACACAAACGGAUAUAACAGAAAUGGAUACACAGGCUACAAUGUGAACGGCAUCAUCCUCGGCACCAACGACAAUGGAAGUACCGUAGGUGGCUGCAAUGAAUACGGCAGCACCUUCAGCGGUUACAAUGGAAACAGUGGUUACAAUGGGAAUGGUUACAAUGGGAACGGCUACAAUGGGAACAGUGGUUACAAUGGGAAUGGCUUCAAUGAAAAUCAAAACAGUGGAGCCCAGUUUGUCCGGAGACGGCUGCUUCCUGCCAUACCAAAAGGUCGGAAGCCUGCAUUUAACUUCCAGUGUCUAAAGCCUCAGACCAGUGUGGACAAUCUCCCCAUUCCUGGAAACUAUCAUGGGAACACGUCACCAACCAGAUCCCGCCUGCAGAACCAGCACAACCUGGACUCCCGGCCCAGCAGUGUGUCGUCCAUGUCUUCCACCUCGUGGGCCAACACAGCAGCAGCUGGUGCCACACCCCUUCCAGGAAUAAUUGCCCCCGCAGGGCGUCGAGGCAAGCUCAUUUACACCCCCAUGAUCCUGGUGGAUCAAGAAAGUGGUGCUAGUCAGCCACUCUGGAGUGACGGCUCUGCCAGUCUCCCUGCAGGAAAACGUCCAGGCUGGUACCCUGGUCAGACAAGGACCUUCACCAGCAUGAGGAUGCAACCUUCUGUUAACCAGGGCCUCAUAGAUAAAGGCAGCGCAGACAGUCUGGUUGAAUCAAUCUUGAUCUCUGAGGGCCUAGGCAUCUACGCCAGGGAUCCGAAAUUUGUAAGCUUUGCCAAGCGGGAGAUUGCCGAAGCGUGUCACAUGAGCUUGGACGAAAUGGAGACUGCGGCUGCCGACCUGAUAGUGCGAGGAGCCAGUCAUCUGUCCCAGUUUGAGAACGAACUGGCAGAUGAAAUGAACUGCGUGAUUUCUUACUGAGAUCACCAAAGCCAAAAUACAGUAAAGACAUGAAGUCUUGAGCCAAUCUUUUGUGUGUUUAUACACAAGUUAUUUUAACAAAACAUUAAAUAAGAGAGGUGAGUUUUUGUAGUUUUCAUACAUCCUGCUGGGUAUGAAAUACUUUUGUUUGUGAAUGCCAAAACAUGCACACAUAUUGAUUUUAAGAGCACACAUGAGUAUGUGGCAGGACUCCCUCUGAUGUGGCUCAGGAAGUUUUUAUAUUUACACAGGAGCCUGCUGAGUAUAAAGUCAAAUUCAGGCACUUAAACCAUUAUAACAGAGGGUCGUUUUUCAUUGUAUUUCUAUUUGCACUGUACUUGAUCUAUCAUCGCUUAAUACAUCUAUGAGCUCAAAUAUUGUUUCAUAUAAUCUCCUGAACUUUUACAUGUAAAACCGUAAUACGUCAGCAGCACAGAUGAUGAUGAUGAUAUUUGAAUGCAUUAGAUGUUUUAGAGAAAUAUUUCACUAAACUGAAUAUCCUCUAAGAUGCAGCAUCCCAACUUCUGUUAAAAAUGUCUGCGUUGUAUUUUCUGAUUAUAGUGACUGUUCAAUCAGGUGGCUUUACAGCCUGCAGAAAUAAAGUAUGUUUUCUCAAACAAA